UAAGUGAAAAAAUCUUAAUAAACUUUUUCUAAAUUUACUUAUUGAAAUUUAAAUAAUCGCGUAUUGUUGUCACAAUAGAUGUGUGGAAGCUAAUAUAUUUAAUGUCACAUAAUUUCAAUUUAAUCGAGUGAGUAAUAUGUUGAUAGCAUGGAACGCAACGCAAAAUGCACCCUUAGAUUUGAGUAGAAAUGGGACUGCGUGGAAAACUGAAGUUAACGUUUUUAAAUUUCAACGGUGUCUUCCUUGCCAAACUUGCGGUAAAAGUUUCGACAGACCUUCACUUUUAAAAAGACAUUUGCGAACCCAUACAGGAGAGAAACCACACGGCUGCACAAUAUGUGGCAAAAUGUUCAGCACCAGUAGUUCGUUAAAUACUCACAUUAGGAUUCAUACUGGUGAACGUCCUCACGAAUGCCCGAUGUGUGGGAAACGUUUUACCGCCUCGUCGAAUUUGUAUUAUCAUCGUAUGACGCAUUACAAGGAGAAGCCACAUAAAUGUAACGAGUGUGGACGAUCUUUUCCAACUCCCGGUGAUUUAAGGGCUCACGGAUAUUCUCAUACUGGUAAUUGGCCAUUACGUUGUCCAGUGUGUAACAGAGGAUUUUGCAAACUUGGUGCUUUACAUCAUCACAUGAAAUCACAUGGCGAUCACUCCUAUCGUUAUAAUAUCUACAAUCAAAAGCCUCCCAUGAUCAAUAAUUUACGAAUUUAUGAACAUCAACAGAGUUCUCAUAUGUCAAAUAACAACACAACUGAUUACAUGAAUGUGCACAAUGGUAUUGCAAACAUAGAAAUUAUCAAGUUCGAAGGUGUCGAUAACAAUUACAUGCAAUUACCUACAAUGUAUCCAUGGCCUUCCUGGAUGCCAUCACAAUUUCAAAAUUAAUUGAAUCGUGUUAUACUUGUUCGCGCGACUAUAUGAACCAAAAUUUUUAUUUAUUACAA
Messenger RNA from Nylanderia fulva, 945 nucleotides. RefSeq lists its product as uncharacterized. Lineage: Eukaryota; Metazoa; Arthropoda; Insecta; Hymenoptera; Formicidae. The record is from RefSeq and is a predicted model, not a curated record. Gene Ontology annotation, cellular component: nucleus. Gene Ontology annotation, biological process: regulation of gene expression.